This is a messenger RNA of Heteronotia binoei (common prickly gecko), 3184 nucleotides long. RefSeq names its product proprotein convertase subtilisin/kexin type 7 (gene PCSK7). Gene Ontology annotation, biological process: protein processing. Bases 1 to 2313 code for a protein of 770 amino acids. The transcript is spliced from 15 exons. NCBI's taxonomy places the organism in Eukaryota, Metazoa, Chordata, Lepidosauria, Squamata, Gekkonidae. The record is from RefSeq and is a predicted model, not a curated record. Gene Ontology annotation, molecular function: serine-type endopeptidase activity. Gene Ontology annotation, cellular component: Golgi membrane; trans-Golgi network.
AUGCUACCCCGGAGCGGGGAGGAGCCGUCAUGGAGCACCGUGAUGGAGACUGUGCUGUGGGCCCACACCUGCCUCUGGCUAAUCCCGGCCUGGCUCCCUUUGCUGGCGCCCAGUGGAUUUGUGGGUGGGGCAGCAGAACCUUGUGGGGCCGCCGGACCGCCUGGGGAGCUGAGGUGGGCAGUGCGCUUGACCGCUCCCCAGGGGUCUUCUGAGGAGGAGCUGGACAGGCAGGCCGAGGAGCUGGCCCAGGCGGCCGGCCUGGUGAACGUCGGCCGCAUUGGAGAGCUGAGGGGCCACUACCUCUUUGGCUACCAGCCAGGAGACCGUGGGGAGACAGGCCUGGAGGAGGUCCAGCAGCUGGCAGAAGCCGCGUUUGCGCAGCACAACCGGGUGACGUGGCACGCUGAGCAGCAGCUCCUCAAGAGGUCCAAGCGCAGCCUGCGCUUCAAUGACCCCAAGUACCCCCAGCAGUGGCACCUGAGCAAUCGCAAGAGUCCAGGGAUGGACAUCAAUGUGACCGGCGUGUGGGAGAGAAACGUGACCGGCCAAGGGGUGACGGUGGUGGUGGUGGAUGAUGGGGUGCAGCACACGAUUAAGGACAUCCAGCCCAACUACAGCCCUGAAGGCAGUUAUGACUUGAAUUCCAACGACCCUGAUCCCAUGCCCCACCCUGAUGAGGAAAAUGGGAACCACCAUGGGACCCGAUGUGCUGGAGAAAUCGCAGCCGUCUCCAACAACAGCUUCUGUGCUGUGGGGGUUGCCUACGGGAGCCGGAUUGCAGGGAUCCGGGUUCUGGAUGGGCCACUUACAGACAGCAUGGAGGCGAUUGCUUUCAACAAGCACUAUCAGAUUAAUGACAUCUACAGCUGCAGCUGGGGUCCAGAUGAUGAUGGCAAAACCGUGGAUGGGCCUCACCAGCUUGGAAAGGCUGCCUUGCAGCAUGGCGUGAUCGCCGGCCGGCGGGGGUUCGGCAGCAUUUUUGUGGUGGCCAGUGGCAACGGAGGACAGCACAAUGACAACUGCAACUACGACGGCUAUGCCAACUCCAUUUACACCGUCACCAUUGGCGCAGUGGACGAGAUGGGCUACAUGCCCUUCUAUGCGGAGGAGUGUGCCUCGAUGCUGGCUGUCACCUUCAGUGGGGGCGACAAGCUGAUGAGGAGCAUUGCCACAACUGACUGGGAUUUGCAGCGAGGCACGACUGGCUGCACGGAGGGCCACACGGGCACCUCUGCUGCGGCCCCUCUGGCGGCUGGCAUGAUUGCCCUCAUGCUACAGGUGCGCCCCUGCCUCACCUGGCGGGACGUCCAGCACAUCGUUGUCUUCACGGCCACCAAGUAUGAAGACCACCGGGCCCAGUGGGACACCAACCAGGCCGGCCUGAGCCACAGUCACCAACACGGGUUCGGCUUGCUCAACGCCUGGAGGCUGGUGAAUGCUGCCACGGUCUGGGAAUCUGUCCCUUACCUGGCCUCCUACGUCAGCCCAGUCUUGAAGGAGAGCAAGGCCAUCCCUUUGGCGCCCCAGCGGCUGGAAGUCACCUGGAACGUCACAGGAGCUGACCUGGAGCUGUCCGGGAUGAGAACCUUGGAGCAUGUGGCAGUGACGGUCAGCAUCACCCACCCUCGCCGGGGCAACCUGGAGAUCCGCCUCCUCUGCCCCAGCGGCAUGGAGUCUUUGAUCGGGACAGCGAGGAGUAUGGACUCAGACCCCAACGGCUUUGUGGACUGGACCUUCUCUACGGUGCGCUGCUGGGGGGAGGAGGCCCAGGGCACUUACCAGCUGGUGAUCCACGAUAUUGGGGACGAGACGCGCCCAGGGGUGCUGCAACAGUGGCAGCUGGCGCUCUACGGGUCCUCCUUGUCCCUGGCUGAGAUCAAGGAGCGGCAGAGGCUGCUCGAGGAGGCGAUGAGCGGCCGCUUCCUGGAUGCCGGGUUCUCCUUGCCCUGCCCGCCUGGCUUGACGAUCUCGGAGCAGGAGCCCUACCCCAUCCCUACCAACACCCUCAAGACUCUGAUGUUGCUGGGCUGCUUUGCCAUCUUCUGGACCCUCUACUACACGCUGGAGGUGUUUCUGACCCGCAACAAGGUGGCCUUGGACCUCGCCGCCUGCAGCAGUGCCCGUGGAUGCUCAUGGUCCAAAGGCAGGGCAGCCUCAAGUCUGGAGGACGGGACAGAGAUGGAGGAAACCGUCCCCCUGUGCAUGGAGGAGGACAUGGAGGUGGAGACUGAGAUGGAGCAGCUCCCGGCCGGCCAGGAGGGGCACAAGGGCCCCUGGAGCUGCCAAAGCCCCAGGCGAGGAGAGGCUUGCUGAGCGCCUGGGGCAAGAUCUGGCUACCUCACCCUGGGCCACCCAGACAGUGGACUGAGAGCAUCAGGCACACUAGCCGAAUUGGUGCCUGCCUGCCCGCCCCUCCCGGAAGCAUCUUCAGAGGAGCCCUUUGCCCUGGCAGCUCGCCCAGCAGCCACCUGAGGCAGGGCCCAGCAUGCUGAAGAUGCGGGGGGCAGGGGGGUCCUCAUGCGGUCCCUGCAGGAAGGAGAGGUGCCCCCCAUAGCCUGAACACGGAGAGACAUCAGUGUCUCUUCCCGGAGUGGGGCACUGAGCGCUCUGGAGGUGCCCAGCUGGCCGGACUCAAACUCUCGCUGCCUUAUGCUGCUGCAAGCCACAGAGCAGCAAGACCUUGGCUGACCUCAGCCCCUUUGGCCAAACAUGACCAGAGUUUCCUGCCAGGGAACCCUGCUCACUUCUGCCUUUGCUCUUUGUGCUUCCCUGCUUGCCUCUCGCCGUGCCGCCCAGGAAGGGCAAAAGGAGGCCAGCGGCAGGCCGGCACCGCCAAAGCCAACAGCAGCCUUGCCUCUGCUGCCUUUCGUGACUGGCCCCGGGGGUGGGGGGGCCUUGCCCAGAGGACAGUCCAGGCCCUGCAGCUGGGAGGGGCUCCUCCUCUCUCUGCAGUGUGGUCUGUGGCCUGCGGGGCCUGCAUGAGCUUCUCAGCCUGCUUGGAGCUGCACCUGUGGAAUGGACGGGCAGGGCUUUGUGUUCUGCGCUGGCCAAAGAGCUGGGGGCCUUUGCUGUCUUGAAGCCCGUCGUCCACCUUGGGGGUGGAGGGUGGUUUUAGUUCAGCGGGGUUUUGUUUUUUAACAGACUCUUCUUUGCAGCUUUCCAAAAUAAAGCAAUUUAAAAAGCC